Messenger RNA from Sinocyclocheilus anshuiensis, 937 nucleotides. Its product is annotated as keratin-associated protein 6-2-like. Gene Ontology annotation, cellular component: extracellular region. The record is from RefSeq and is a predicted model, not a curated record. The transcript is spliced from 8 exons. Bases 8 to 784 code for a protein of 258 amino acids. Lineage: Eukaryota; Metazoa; Chordata; Actinopteri; Cypriniformes; Cyprinidae. Gene Ontology annotation, molecular function: peptidase inhibitor activity.
UGGUUUCAUGAAGCCGGGUCAAUGUCCCAUACCGGAGAUGAUUCCACUAUGUGCUGAAAGCUGUUUCCAUGAUGGCCAGUGUCCUGCCACACAGAAGUGUUGCCCAACCACCGGUGACUUUGCAUGCAGUGAACCACGUGGUCAGGGAAGAGGUCGGGCAAGUUGCCGGGGAAGCGGCCAGGGUCAGGGAAGCGGCCAUGGUCAGGGAAGCGGUCAGGGAAGUGGUUAUGGCCAGGGAAGUGGUCAUGGUCAGGGAAGCGGUCGGGGAAGCGGCCAUGGUCAGGGAAGCGGUUAUGGCCAGGGAAGUGGAAGCGGUUAUGGCCAGGGAAGUGGUCAUGGUCAGGGAAGCGGUCAGGGAAGCGGUUAUGGCCAGGGAAGCGGCCAUGGCCAGGGAAGUGGUCAGGGAAGCGGCCAUGGUCAGGGAAGUGGUUAUGGCCAGGGAAGCGGCCAGUGCCAGGCAAGCGGUCAGGCAAGCGGCCAGGGUCAGGGAAGCAGCCAUAGUCAGGGAAGCGGUUAUGGUCAGGGAAGAGGCCAUGGUCAGGGAAGUGGUUAUGGCCAGGGAAGCGGUUAUGGUCAGGGAAGCAGUUAUGGCCAGGGAAGCGGUUAUGGUCAGGGAAGCAGCCAUGGUCAGGGAAGAGGCCAUGGUCAGGGAAGCGGUUAUGGCCAGGGAAGUGGUUAUGGCCAGGGAAGCGGCCAGGGAAAUGGUCAUGGUCAGGGAAGCGGCCAGGGAAGUGGUCAUGGUCAGGGAAGUGGUCAAGGGAAUGGUCAGGGAUGUGGUCAUUGAAAUGGUCAUGGGAAUUUUGCAUACCACUUACUGGAGAUCUUUUCAAUUCAGUACUUUAUUCAUAUGGCAUGUUUUCCCUGUUUGCUCAAACAGUUUAGAAAGAUUUUGUCCCUCUCCCACCCCCACCUCCUCAAAUAAAAAGAAUUGCUUGAU